Messenger RNA from Xyrichtys novacula (pearly razorfish), 369 nucleotides. Lineage: Eukaryota; Metazoa; Chordata; Actinopteri; Labriformes; Labridae. The record is from the annotation of a GenBank genome assembly.
AUGCAUGGCUUUAGUGGAUACGGGGGAACACACAGCUCUCCUCAGCCCCCUGGGAGCAGACACGCCCAAACACAAAACAUGCCACUCAACAACACACUGCGACUUGAGCCCGCAAAGCAGAGCCGAGCCAAACGCAGCUGCGGCGGCUCCGGGCAGCCCAGCAUCAGCGCCUCCAGCCCCGCAGAGCCGCGCUGCCUCACCACUCAGUCAGAGCCUCCGGGGGGUCGGCAGCUCGAACUCCCCCUCCCUCCACAUGCUCCCUCAAGCCCGGGCUCUUACCUGAAGCUGGCGGGGGACUUCACCUGGAUGUUUCGCCCAGGCGGGGGGCUGCUUUUCCUCUUCUCUCGGUCCGCCAUGCCGCCUAGUUAA